Messenger RNA from Leptosomus discolor (cuckoo roller), 2111 nucleotides. The record is from RefSeq and is a predicted model, not a curated record. NCBI's taxonomy places the organism in Eukaryota, Metazoa, Chordata, Aves, Leptosomiformes, Leptosomidae.
GUGUGUAAGCGGUAGUGCCUGGGUUUCAACCAGAGGAUCUGGUUGUCUCCUGGAGUCCACCAGGUUUCAGCCAGUAGAAGCCCCAGUAGUUACUAGUGAAUUUGGAGAUAACUUGCAGGUGUCUGAGUUGCCAAAGCUUUCAGAUGUAGUGGUUAGGGUUUCAUGGGGUUCUGCUGAGAGAACUGUGAGUGAUGGCGUUGAUGGUGUCAGUGGCUGCCAAGGCAAAGCGUAUCAUGAGCCAAAGGGUAAAGAUGGGAGUGAAUACUUUGACAGCAGAAUGGACAACUUCACUACAGACUCACUGGCACCAUCGCAGCUCUCUGCUUUGUUGUGGUCACCUGGCUCCAGCCACGUCCUGUCCCAGAGAAGCGAGUCCACCAACGUGGUCAGCAGUGAUGCGCUGAGGCAGAACAUUUAUGAAAACUUCAUGCGGGAGCUGGAGAUGAGCAGGACGAACCUGGAGAACACUGAGACUUCGUCGGAAACAGAGGACUCCAGCGGCGAGUCCCUCAGCUCCUUGGAGCAGCUGGAUUUGUUGUAUGAGAAAGAGCAAGGAGUGGUGCGCAAGGCAGGGUGGCUGUUCUUCAAACCCCUGGUGACCCUGCAGAAGGAAAAGAAGCUGGAGCUGGUCACACGGCGGAAGUGGAAGCAGUACUGGGUCACACUCAAAGGUUGUACUCUGCUGUUUUAUGACACCUAUGGAAGGAACUCGAUGGAGCAGAGCAGUUUGCCUCGAUAUGCCCUGUUUGCAGAAGACAGUAUAGUUCAGUCUGUUCCAGAACAUCCCAAGAAAGAAAACGUGUUCUGUCUCAGCAAUUCUUUUGGAGAUGUCUACCUAUUUCAGGCGACAAGCCAGACGGAUCUGGAAAACUGGGUUACUGCCAUACAUUCAGCCUGUGCUUCCCUCUUUGCGAAGAAGCUUGGGAAAGAGGACACUGUUAGGCUGCUGAAAAAUCAAACCAAGAGUCUCUUCCAGAAGAUUGACAUGGAUGGCAAGAUGAAAAAGAUGGCAGAGUUGCAGCUCUCAAUUGUUAGCGAUCCAAAAAACAGGAAGGCCAUAGAGAAUCAGAUCCAGCAAUGGGAACAGAACCUGGAAAAAUUUAACAUGGACCUUUUCCGAAUGCGAUGUUACCUAGCUAGUUUGCAAGGUGGGGAGCUCCCAAACCCAAAGAGCCUUUUGGCUGCUGCCAGUCGUCCUUCAAAAUUGGCACUGGGAAGGCUCGGCAUUUUCUCUGUCUCAUCCUUCCAUGCACUGAUCUGCUCCAGGGAUGAAGCUGCUCUCAGGAAACGUACCCUAUCUUUGUCACAAAGGGUCCGAAAUAAGAAGGGUUUAUUUUCUUCACUGAAAGGACUGGACACAUUGGCAAGAAAAGGAAAAGAAAAGCGACCUUCCAUAACUCAGCAAGUCGAUGACUUUUUGAAUGUCUACUGCUCAGUGCCAGAGAGCAUUCAGAAGGAGAGUGCUUGGGAAACCCAGACGUAUGUUCACUUUUGUGAUGGCCAAGGAGUGGCACUGACCCUCAAGCCAGAGCACAAGGUGGAAGAUGUAUUAUCUUUGGCAUGCAAGAUGAAACAGCUGGAGCCAAGACACUAUGGCCUACAACUCAGACGACUGGUUGAUGAAAAUACUGAGUAUUGUGCUCCUGAACCAUACGAAUACAUAGUAGACCAGGAAAGUGUGUAUGAUGAAAUAGAAAUUUGUCCAUUAAAUGUUUAUCAUGUUCAUCUUACGAAGACUGAAAACAUAAGUGAUUUUGGCUUUGCUGUCACAGCACAAGUUGAUGAAAAUCAGCAUCUCACCCGUAUAUUUGUAAGUGAUGUUCUCCCUGAUGGGCUGGCAUACAAGGAAGGGCUCAGAGUAGGCAAUGAAAUCCUGAGCAUAAAUGGAGAGACUGUGUCUGAGCUUGAUCUCAGGCAGAUGGAGUUACUGUUUUCAGAGAGAAACGUAAUGCUCACUCUGAGAAUGAACCAUUAUGGGACCCAGCAGCCCUUAUGUGCAUCCUGGUCAGAUGGCGACAUUUCCAGGGACCCAAAGAGUUUGUUGCCCCCUCCAAACCAGUCACAGCUCCUGGAAGAGUUUCUAGAUAACUUCAAAAAGAACACAGCAAAUG